AUCACAGUGGGCAGAUCUACGCCUCUCACAUCCUGGUGACAGCGGCUUUUACGCAGCAAAUGAGGGGGAAAUCAGUCGCGCCAUGCCGCUUUUUAAAAACAUGAAUCAGCCUUAUGAUUAAUAUCUUAUAUCAUUUUUUAUUUUCCAUCUAAAAUUCGAACCAAGUUUCGGUUUAAUGGGGGAAAUUGACGGUGACGCGCGUUAAAAGAGAGAAGGGGGUGAUGUGGAAACGAAAUUAGACCCAGAACAUGAUUGAACUAAUACUUUGUUGAGUCCAAAAUACGUUUAAAAUGAAGAGGAGAUGGAUUCGCCGCAGGCUGCUUGUCUUAAUCUUCACCUUCUUCAUCAUCCUCUACGUGGAUUUUCAAUUAAACACCAGCAACCCACCCAAACUCAGUGCGCCCCACGGUCUACCCUCGCCCAUCCAGAAGACUCCGUCCCCGGCUGACGACGCUCAGAAGCCGGCCACACACAGCAUCAGCAGCACCGGUGGACACCUGACCACCGAGGACGCACCAGUCAUUAUUCAGCCCAGAGUGAGACAGGAGGAGAUCUUCAUCGCUGUGAAGACCACGGGCAGAUUCCACAAGACGCGUCUUGCGCUCCUUUUGGAGACGUGGAUCUCCAGAACCAAGGCGCACACGUUCAUUUUCACAGACGUGGAGGAUGCUGACCUGACUUCAGAAGGUUACAACAUGGUGGUCACAGGCUGUCAGUCAGAUCACAGCCAGCAGGCUCUGUCUUGCAAGAUGUCUGCCGAGUACGACGGCUUCAUGGCCUCGGACAAGAGGUGGUUUUGCCACGUGGACGAUGACAACUACGUGAACCUGGGAGCCCUGCUCUCUCUGCUCUCAGCCUUCCCCCAACAGAGUGACAUCUACGUGGGCAAACCGAGCCUGGACAAGCCCAUCACUGCUCAUGAACUUCUGGAGGGCAACGCAACGAGGGAGGUGCAGUUCUGGUUCGCCACAGGUGGAGCAGGAUUCUGUCUCAGUCGCUCUUUGGCAGAAAAGAUGAGUCCAUGGGCCAGUGGCUCCCGGUUCGAGCAGACGUCCGCCACCAUCCGUCUCCCUGACGACUGCACGGUGGGCUUCAUCGUGGAGAAGAGACUGGGCAUCUCCAUGGUGAACUGUCCGCUAUUCCACUCUCACCUGGAGAACCUGCUGCUCGUGAACCACAGAAGUAUCCCACAACAGGUGACACUGAGCUAUGGGAUGUUUGAGAACAAGAUGAACAGCAUCGAGGUGAAAGGAAGAUUCUCCAAAGAGGACGACCCCUCCAGGUUCAGGACUGUCCACUGCAUGCUGUACCCUCUCACCAGCUGGUGUCCUUGAACUCAUCACGAGUGACGACGACUACUUCCAGAAACAAGUGGGACAUGACUGUUGGACCUCCUGCAUCAGGGAUUAGACACUCACUGAUUGUCUUCCACUUUAUCUGUCCACACGGCGGUCGAGCAGAAAUUACAGAUGAGUUCAAUGUGAGGUGGAUUCAGUUUGAUGGUCACUCUUAAUGUGCGUUAAACAUAUAACAUGCAUGAGUUUGGCUGAAGGAUUAUUUGCGUUUACAUUAAAUAAGGUAAUACUCACCAUGAGUUUUGUGGUAUAUAUAUGUAUUUUUAUUUUUUUUAUUCAAGUUUGAAUAUUUCAAGUCGAGUACAUUUGGGACCUUUGCUUUAUUUGACUCUGUGUGUACAGUCAUCCAAAUGGCAGCUGAUGAUAAUCUAAACUCCUGAUUUGACAUUUUGCAAAACAGCACUUUUCUAGUCUUGAUAAUGACACAGCGUCGCUUUAAGCUACAGUUUUUGCCAGUUUUUCACUCACACAUUCAUACAGCACAUCCACAUUUCCGCCACACGUCUUAUCCGGGAUACUCGGCUCCUGUUGGACGACACCAGCUGUCAAUCACACAGGUGUCCACACCUACAGCAUGUAUUGUUUUAUUGUUUAUUGUCGAAAACAUGUUCGAUUGAAAAGGAACUAAAACUAUUACUGCAGUCCAUUCACUCCUCAGAUAAAUGUUUAUUGUUGUAAAUCAUGUAUCAUGAAAUAGGCUCAUUUUCUCAUUGACCUCUUUUUUUGCAACUAGUGGAGUCGCCCCCUGCUGGCUAUUCAGUGUAUUUUGUACUUCCGUGUUGGCGUCAAAGUGGAAGACGACAUCCACUUCUUAUGUACGGCCUUUGAUAGAAUGUCGUCAGGUGUGAACACACCAGUGCUUUCCUUAAAUGACAGUGUACAAAGUGAACCAUAUGAAAAGUGAAGCACUUAUUAAAACUCAUUUUUGUUGAAAAA
Messenger RNA from Solea senegalensis (Senegalese sole), 2291 nucleotides. RefSeq names its product MFNG O-fucosylpeptide 3-beta-N-acetylglucosaminyltransferase (gene mfng). Gene Ontology annotation, molecular function: O-fucosylpeptide 3-beta-N-acetylglucosaminyltransferase activity. The transcript has 8 exons. Bases 291 to 1334 code for a protein of 347 amino acids. Gene Ontology annotation, cellular component: membrane. NCBI's taxonomy places the organism in Eukaryota, Metazoa, Chordata, Actinopteri, Pleuronectiformes, Soleidae. Gene Ontology annotation, biological process: regulation of Notch signaling pathway. The record is from RefSeq and is a predicted model, not a curated record.